UGUGUAAUACGUCGCUCUAUCAUCACGCGAUCCCGGGGAACGACUUGAUCGGGCCCAGUAGGGGUGCUCUUCAGUCAUUCCCGCGCUCCUGCAUCGCGGCAUCGCGCCCGUACGUUUCUGCAUUGAGUCCUACAUCCCCGACAAUCGAUACGCGGACGAGUUUACGGAGCUGGCUUGAAGACCGCGUCGCCAGACAUAAUUUUUUCUUCCUUUUCACCAGAAUCAAACCGCGGGGACGAGAAUCUAACGUGAAGAGAGGAAAGUUACGCCGGCAAGAUGAAAACGAUCUGGGUAAUCGGCGGUCCGGGAUGCGGCAAGGGAACGCAAUGUGACCGUAUGAUCGAAAAGUAUGGAUUUCUUCACUUGAGCAGCGGCGAUUUGUUGAGGGCGGAAGUUGCCAGUGGCAGCGAAAGGGGUGCGUCACUUCAGGAACUGAUGUCCAAGGGGCUGUUCGUGCCAACAGACAUUGUGCUGGAGCUCAUAAAGGAACAGAUGGAUAAAGCUCGCGAGGAAGGAACUACAAAGACCGGAUUUCUCAUCGAUGGCUAUCCUCGUGAGAAGGAUCAGGGAAUUCUCUUUGAAGAAAACGUUUGCCCCGUCGAUUUAAUUCUCUUCUUCGAUGUAGCGAAUGAUACCCUGAAGAAGAGACUCCUCGGACGCGCUGCCAUGUCCCAAAGGGCAGAUGAUAAUGAGGAAACAAUCAAAAAGAGAAUCGAGAUAUUUAAUGCGAAGAACAACGAGAUUGUCGAACAUUACAAGGAUAAAGUUGUCAGAAUUAAUGCGGAAGGAACGGUGGAUGAGAUAUUCGCCGAAGUAAAAAAAGCACUAGACGCUUUGUUAGCUUAGACAAAUUACAUCAGAAACUUUUAAAAUACCGCAAGAUUUGUUGCUCUUUAAAAACAAAUCGUUACCAAAAUUUACAUUCUAGAUGAUGUUGGACGCUUACUCAAAUGAAGUCUACAUGUACAAAUUAGGUACUUUUGAUUGUUGAUUGUUGAAUAAACUUGACGUAGAACUGCA
Molecule: messenger RNA, 1020 nt
Organism: Wasmannia auropunctata (little fire ant)
Lineage: Eukaryota; Metazoa; Arthropoda; Insecta; Hymenoptera; Formicidae
Gene: Ak1
Product: adenylate kinase isoenzyme 1
Exons: 5
Coding region: 277-846 (189 amino acids)
Biological process (GO): nucleoside triphosphate biosynthetic process
Cellular component (GO): cytosol; cytoplasm
Molecular function (GO): AMP kinase activity; ATP binding
Source: RefSeq, a predicted model, not a curated record